AUGGCUCAGUGGCUCUGUCGACGCUUCGGGAGGCUCUUUCGGCAGCCAUCCCCUCCGUCGGAUCUGGGAAGGUUCGCUCUUCCUGCGGAGAUAAUCUUGAUGAUCACGUCGCAUCUUGAUGGUCUUUCCACGACAUUCCUCGCCUUCACUUGCCGAGAUCUAUAUAGCCUCUGUACUCCUGGACAGCUGGUGUUGACUGCGGCGGAGAGGACCCAGUUAUUGCAGUACCUUGAGGACAACAUCGCUGAUGCUUAUUUCUGUCGGUAUUGUGGGACACUGCAUCGCUGGCACGGGUACUGGAGUCAUUCUAUCUUGCGUUGGAUCUCAGAGCACACACCGCGCCAGCAUAGCGGAGAUGACAUAUAUUUCUCACCAUUCAUCCAAAUCCCGUUUUCGCAUGCGCACUUGGUCAUGAAACGACACUUUCGCGGCUGCGAACACGGUCCACUUCCAACCUUCCUCGACAAGCAAACACAUACGGAAUAUCACAGAAACGGUGUCAAGCAGUCCUCAGCUCGUCACGCACGCAUCGUCCAUGAUCAAUUGCUGGUAAUGACAAAGAUCAUCGUUUCUCAACGAGAACGCGAUUCGAAGAGCUUGCGAGAGAAUAUCAAACAUACAUGUCGACCCAUUUGUUGGCAUCUGUAUGCAUCUCGUGACCCUCUGUUAACGCAGUCCCCCAAGCUUGCCAUCCAGGCAGAUACUCCCGAAGCAUCCCCCUUUCGGACGAUUCAACUCGGUCGUGUCCAAUCUGCCACACAGACUACAGUAUCAAUGUAUCUUGGCAAGGCCAAAGCGAAGGCUACGUUUUCGAGAUAUGCAUCUAUAGCCAGCUGGGCAGCUGUCGAUCGCCACUCGAUUGGAGCUGGCUGA
Ascochyta rabiei is the source of this 873-nucleotide messenger RNA. RefSeq lists its product as uncharacterized. NCBI's taxonomy places the organism in Eukaryota, Fungi, Ascomycota, Dothideomycetes, Pleosporales, Didymellaceae. The transcript has a single exon. Gene Ontology annotation, molecular function: protein binding. The record is from RefSeq and is a predicted model, not a curated record. Bases 1 to 873 code for a protein of 290 amino acids.